AUGGUUUCGCUUUGCCCGCAGUCCCUGAGCGACGGCGAGCCUGACUACAGCUCCAGCUUCGCUCCGCGCGCAGGCGCUGGGCAAGAGGGCGCAGUUCAAGGCUAUCCAUCGGCCACCUCCACCUUUGUGGUGCGAGAGCAGGCGCGUGACGGGAACUGCCUCUUCCGGUCCUUCUCAGACCAGGUCUACGGCUGCCCGGACUACCACGCACUCGUGAGGGACAGGUGCACCAAGUACAUCGCGAGCGAGCGGAACUACUUCCGCCAGUUCGUGGCCGAGCCAUUUGAAGAGUUCCUGGCGCGAAUCCAGCGUGAGGGCGAGUGGGGUGAUGAUGUGGAGAUCGAGGCGUUGUCGGAGAUUUACGACUGCCGCGUCGAGAUCUAUGGGGCUUACGGCCACUCGCUGAUGCGAACCUUCCACGAGGCGUGCCAUUCCAAGCGGCUGCAACCCAUCAGGCUGCUCUACGAGGGCCAGUCGCACUACAACUCCCUGGCCCCCCGCAGCGGGCACCGGCCUUUGCUGCUGCAGCGCCCGGGCGAGCUGGAGGAUGCCGCCAUCAGCAAGUCCCAGCGCCGGAACGAGGCCGGGCUGCGCCGGGAGGGCGCCUGCGAGGCGGACGCGCAGCUCACGGAGCAGGAGGUCUUCGAGGAGUCCAUCCGCCUGAGCCGCAUGGAGUUUGAGCACAAGUCCGACGCGGAGAUGGAUUCGGCUCUGCAAGACUCUCGUGCCGACUGGGAGAAGUCCGAGCGGAAGCGGAUGGAGGAAGAGGUGGUGGACGCCAUUUUGCAGCAAUCGGUGCUGGAGGAGGAGCAGAAGCAGCUGAGCAUGGCCAUGAAGGAGUCGAAGGACGAGGUGAUCGAAAGCCGCCCGGACUUCGCAGCGCUCUACGGCCUGGCAGUCAACUCCGACGCAGUCCAAGGCUCUUCCUCCUCGUCUGCCCAAGAGAGGGACAGCCGGGAGUUUCAGUACCCCGAGAGUGUCUAUGCCGUCAUGUCUAUGGGCUUCCCCCUGGAGAGGUGCAUCCAGGCCUAUCACCUCGUCGGUGACAAUCCUGAGGGCAUCCUUCAGUUCUGCUGCCAAAGUCUGGGCAGAUAG
Effrenium voratum is the source of this 1095-nucleotide messenger RNA. The record is from the annotation of a GenBank genome assembly. Lineage: Eukaryota; Dinophyceae; Suessiales; Symbiodiniaceae.